Haemorhous mexicanus (house finch) is the source of this 2127-nucleotide messenger RNA. It is a transcript of the gene TBR1, whose product is annotated as T-box brain transcription factor 1. The transcript is spliced from 6 exons. Gene Ontology annotation, cellular component: nucleus. Lineage: Eukaryota; Metazoa; Chordata; Aves; Passeriformes; Fringillidae. Gene Ontology annotation, molecular function: RNA polymerase II cis-regulatory region sequence-specific DNA binding; DNA-binding transcription factor activity, RNA polymerase II-specific. The coding region runs from base 94 to 2127 and encodes 677 amino acids. Gene Ontology annotation, biological process: positive regulation of DNA-templated transcription; regulation of neuron projection development; regulation of transcription by RNA polymerase II. The record is from RefSeq and is a predicted model, not a curated record.
UGCCUAGUGUGGGUCCCAGGAUGUCUAGCUUCUGAUACUAGGAAGCCCUUUCAGAUCCAGGGACUGAAGGGUUAUUACUGUGGUGCUAGAGCUAUGCAGCUGGAGCAUUGUCUUUCUCCCUCUAUCAUGCUCUCCAAGAAAUUUCUCAAUGUGAGCAGCAGUUACCCACAUGCAGGCGGAUCUGAGCUUGCCUUGCAUGAUCAUCCCAUUAUCUCGACCACUGACAACCUGGAGAGAAGUUCACCUUUGAAAAAAAUUACCAGGGGGAUGACGAAUCAGUCAGAUACAGACAAUUUUCCUGACUCCAAGGACACACCAGGGGACGUCCAGAGAAAUAAACUCUCUCCCGUCUUGGACGGGGUCUCUGAGCUUCGUCACAGUUUCGAUGGAUCUGCUGCAGAUCGCUAUCUGCUCUCUCAGUCCAGCCAGCCCCAGUCUGCUGCCUCUGCUCCUAGUACCAUGUUCCCUUAUCCCAGCCAGCAUGGACCUGCUCACCCAGCCUUCUCCAUCGCCAGCCCCAGCCGCUACAUGGCUCAUCAUCCUGUGAUCACCAACGGAGCUUAUAACAGCCUCCUGUCCAACUCUUCUCCGCAAGGCUACCCCACGGCGGGCUACCCGUACCCCCAGCAGUAUGGUCAUUCCUACCAAGGGGCACCUUUCUACCAGUUCUCCUCCACCCAGCCGGGGCUGGUUCCCGGCAAGGCUCAGGUCUACCUGUGCAACAGGCCACUCUGGCUGAAAUUUCACCGGCACCAGACGGAGAUGAUCAUCACGAAGCAGGGAAGGCGCAUGUUCCCUUUCCUAAGCUUUAAUAUUUCUGGUCUCGACCCUACGGCUCACUACAAUAUUUUUGUGGAUGUAAUUUUGGCGGACCCCAAUCACUGGAGAUUUCAGGGAGGCAAAUGGGUUCCUUGCGGCAAGGCGGACACCAAUGUACAAGGAAACCGGGUGUAUAUGCAUCCCGACUCCCCCAACACGGGAGCCCACUGGAUGCGUCAGGAAAUCUCCUUUGGGAAACUAAAACUUACAAACAAUAAAGGAGCGUCAAACAACAACGGGCAGAUGGUGGUUUUGCAGUCCCUUCACAAGUACCAACCUCGCUUGCAUGUGGUGGAGGUGAACGAAGACGGGACGGAGGAUACCAACCAGCCGGGAAGAGUGCAGACAUUCACGUUCCCCGAGACGCAGUUCAUUGCCGUCACCGCCUACCAAAACACCGAUAUCACACAGCUGAAAAUAGACCACAACCCUUUCGCAAAAGGAUUCCGAGACAAUUAUGACACGAUCUACACGGGCUGUGACAUGGACCGACUGACGCCUUCCCCCAACGACUCGCCCCGCUCGCAGAUCGUGCCCGGGGCCCGCUACGCCAUGGCCGGCUCUUUCCUCCAGGACCAGUUCGUGAGUAACUACGCCAAGUCCCGCUUCCAUCCCGGGGCAGGAGCCGGCCCGGGGCCCGGCGCCGACCGCAGCGUGCCCCACACCAACGGGCUGCUCUCCCCACAGCAAGCCGAGGACCCGGGGGCCCCCUCGCCGCAGCGCUGGUUCGUCGCCCCCGCCAACAACCGCCUCGACUUCGCCGCCUCCGCCUACGACACGGCCACCGACUUCGCCGGCAACGCGGCCACGCUGCUCUCAUACGCGGCCGCGGGCGUCAAGGCGCUGCCGCUGCAGGCGGCCGGCUGCGCCGGGCGGCCGCUGGGCUACUACGCCGACCCCUCGGGCUGGGGGGCCCGCAGCCCCCCGCAGUACUGCAGCAAGUCGGGCUCCGUGCUCUCCUGCUGGCCCAACAGCGCGGCGGCGGCGCGCAUGGCCGCCGGCAACCCCUACCUGGGGGAGGAGGCGGAGAGCCUGGCCCCCGAGCGGUCCCCCUUGCCGGGCGCCGAGGACUCCAAGCCCAAAGAUUUGUCCGACUCCAGCUGGAUCGAGACGCCGUCGUCCAUUAAGUCCAUCGACUCCUCCGAUUCUGGGAUUUACGAGCAGGCCAAAAGGAGGCGGAUCUCCCCCUCGGACACCCCGGUGUCUGAGAGCUCCUCGCCCCUCAAGAGCGAGGUGCUUACCCAGCGGGACUGCGAAAAGACCUGCGCCAAGGACAUCGGCUAUUACGGCUUCUACUCGCACAGCUAG